AUGCAUUUCACAAACACCCUCGCCCUCGCCCUCCUGGCUGUAUCCUCCUGUAGCGCCCGACCAACCCCCAUCCCGCAAAGCAACUCCCCAACUAUCAGCAACGAAAAUACCAACAAUGGCCUUAGCAGCUCUGUUGGACCUGCUGUGGUCAGCGCUCCGGUCCUUGAUCAAGCGAUACCCAACGGCGAAAUCCAAGGCCAAUGCCAACAAACCCAGCUCUGGGAUGAAAAGUCCCAUACAUGCCAGUGCCGCGAGGGCACCGUGUGGGCCGGCAAGCAACUGGGCUGUCUUGACCUUUCCAAACCAUGGGAGCUGCCCGUUGUGCCACCACAGACUCCGAAUACAGAACCCAUCAAGCCGCCCCCUCAGUUCCAACUCCCCACAGUUCCGAGCAUGAAAGCCCCUGCUGAGAAGACGCGGAGGGCCGCUCAUGCUGGGCAGUUGAUUCCGGAGCCGAAGUGUAAAGGGCAGGAGAAGGCAUAUUGUGCUAAGUCCAUAACGACUUGGUUUCCGUAUGAGAAGAAGAGCUCUCCAGUCGCACAGGGAAACCAGACAGGAAAAGCUUUUCAGAAGAGACAGAGUGGCCAUAAUGGUCAGAAUAGCCAGUGCCUUGAUGAUGGCCUGAACCAUGCAUUCUGUUGCGUACCGGGCAAGGAGGCCGAGUAUCUGCAGAACAACUGGGGUGUCUUUGGACUCUUCAGUGGUGCAUUUGAUUGAUCGACAUGUCUUAUCGUACCAAGAAAGCUCAGAGGCAGUAGUACCGGCGAGUAUAACUGAGAGUGCUAUGUCGCCUGUGUG
Messenger RNA from Pseudomassariella vexata, 798 nucleotides. RefSeq lists its product as uncharacterized. NCBI's taxonomy places the organism in Eukaryota, Fungi, Ascomycota, Sordariomycetes, Amphisphaeriales, Pseudomassariaceae. The transcript is spliced from 2 exons. The record is from RefSeq and is a predicted model, not a curated record. Bases 1 to 717 code for a protein of 238 amino acids.